Schizosaccharomyces octosporus yFS286 is the source of this 763-nucleotide messenger RNA. Its product is annotated as 60S ribosomal protein L20. The record is from RefSeq and is a predicted model, not a curated record. Lineage: Eukaryota; Fungi; Ascomycota; Schizosaccharomycetes; Schizosaccharomycetales; Schizosaccharomycetaceae. Gene Ontology annotation, molecular function: structural constituent of ribosome. Gene Ontology annotation, biological process: translation. The coding region runs from base 24 to 554 and encodes 176 amino acids. The transcript has a single exon. Gene Ontology annotation, cellular component: ribosome; cytosolic large ribosomal subunit.
GUCCAUAGCCAGAGUCAGCAAGAAUGGCACUGAAGGAGUAUCAAGUUGUUGGCCGCAAGGUUCCAACUGAACAGGAACCUGUUCCCAAGUUGUUCCGCAUGCGUUUAUUCGCCGUUAAUGAAUCUGUUGCCAAGUCCCGUUACUGGUACUUCUUAAAGAUGAUUAACAAGGUCAAGAAGGCCACUGGUGAAAUUGUUGCCGUUAACCAAAUUCACGAGCCCAAGCCCCUUCAACCCAAGGUUUUCGGUAUCUGGAUCCGUUACGACUCCCGUUCCGGCACUCACAACAUGUACAAGGAAUUCCGCGACACCACCCGUGUUGGUGCUGUCGAGGCUAUGUACCAAGACAUGGCUGCUCGUCACCGUGCUCGCUUCCGCAGCAUCCGUAUCCUCAAGGUUGUUACCGUUGAGAACAAGGAAGAGGUUCGCCGUAGCUACGUCAAGCAACUCCUUGAUCCUAAGUUGAAGUUCCCUCUCCCUCACCGUCGUACUGGUACUCUCGGCUUGGCUGGCAAGAAGGUUUUUGCUCCUCACCGCCCUACCACUUUUUACUAAGGUUUAUGGUCUGUGUCGUUAGUAAAAAAAAUUUCUUUUCGAUUCCCUUCUUGUCUAUAAGAUUUAUGUCAUUGUAGCUUUUUUUGGUAGGUAACGAGAUUGUUGUAACGUGAAUAUCCAUCCGUAGUAUUUGUAGAAUUGCAGCUUGACAGACGCAAAAGCUUGUUUGAUAGUUUGAAUGUACACUGCAAGAAUAACAACUGUUGUCC